UCCCCAUCUUUUUCUCUCUCUAUCUCUCUCUCACUCUCUCUAUCCAUUAGUUAUGUAUAGCUCUCUCUCAAUAUGAAGACUCGUAGAGAGGCUCGCGUUUCAAUGGAAACCCGAUUCCCAGCGCUCUUUUGAUCCUCAAUUGUCUCUUUAAACGCCAAUACAUUUGAUAUUAUGUUUGUCUCAUCAGCUUUUCGUACAAAUUAGUGAUUAAGCGUUAGAAUUGUAUUUCAAAAGUGAUUUUUAUGCCUAAUCUCUAAAAAAUAUUAAUUACAAUAAGUCUUAAGUUAUCGCUGUUUUCGCAGUUGUGUGUCAUUUGUGGUGAUAUUUAUCUCACGUCAUAACCAAAUCCAUGUAUUCAUCGGUGGCAUCAGUGGUGAUGGUGCCAGCGGUGGCCAUUCCUCGACAACUAUAGCAAUAUUUAUAAAUCAUUACACAUAAUGUCACUCAAGAGUGGUCUCAGUCUGUCGGAGAUCCCGAGGGACGACAUCCACGGCGUGUUCCGGACGCUGGAGUCGCCUAAAGUGAGCCGUCGGCGGUUCAGCGACGACCUCAGCGCCCACUUCGACGCCGACACCUUCGACGUCGAGCCCUUCGACAAAGGAAUGCUAUGCAUUAAGGAAGAGUUGACACAAAUAAGUCUAACCCUUCCGCGGGUCCACCAAAACAACGGCAAAUGUGUUGCACUCACUCUCCAGACGAAGAACGAGCCGCAGCUCAUCAUCAAUAACAUCCACAACAGUCCCGCCAUCGGCCACAGCGUCAGCAACGGCUCGCUGAGCCAAUCGUUGCCCGAUUUGCUGAACGAGAGUGGCGUCAAAGAAGUGCCCAAUCGGCUGGACAUCGCCUUCAACCCGGAGAUGGCCAUCACUCCGAACACGCCGUUCGCGGGCGCAGUGAUCGCCACGACGCCCACCCAAAUGGGGUUCGCCGGGCCCAGCAAUGCCAGCUCCGGGGCCACCGCUAAGCGCCAGUGGAGUAUCAACGGCUUCUUCGGCUGCUUCCGCACCAUUUGGAACGCGUUGGACAAGUCGGCCGACAAACAGCACAAGUCGGACGACUGGGAGAUCCCGUUCGAGAACAUCCGCGACUUGGAGUGGUUGGGCAGCGGCGCCCAGGGGGCCGUCUUCAUGGGCAAACUCAACAGCCAAUUGGUGGCCGUCAAGAAGGUGAAGGAGAGGUGCGAGACGGAGAUCCGGCACCUCCGCAAACUCAAUCACCCCAACAUCGUGGCGUUCAAAGGCGUGUGCACUCAGACGUCCAACUGUUACUGCAUUGUCAUGGAGUACUGCCCGUACGGACAGCUGUACGACCUGCUCAAGAGCGGCAAACGGGUGCCGCCCGGGAAGGUCGUCGACUGGGCGCUGCAGAUCGCGUCCGGCAUGAACUACUUGCACGUCCACAAGAUCAUCCACCGCGACCUCAAGUCGCCCAACGUGCUCAUCACCUACAACGAUGUGCUCAAGAUAUCGGACUUCGGCACCAGUAAACAGUGGAACGACAGGUCCACCAAAAUGUCGUUCAAGGGAACCGUGGCUUGGAUGGCACCGGAAGUGAUUCGCAAUGAGCCCUGUUCUGAGAAAGUGGAUGUUUGGAGUUUCGGUGUCGUGCUCUGGGAGCUCAUGAACUGCGAGAUACCGUACAGGGAUGUGGACUCGUCGGCCGUCAUAUGGGGCGUCGGCAACUCGUCCCUAACGCUACCCAUACCUACCAAAUGCUUUCCCGAAGGCUUUCAACUACUUAUGAAGCAGUGCUGGAACGCCAAGGCCAGGAACCGGCCCUCAUUUAAGAACAUCAUUAUGCAUAUAGAGAUCGCCGCCAACGAGUUGGUCAACAUUCACGCCGAGGACUACUUUAAGCUGCAAAUCGAUUGGAGGGAUGAGAUCCAGAACUGUUUGGUGCGUAUGAAGCGCAACGGUCGGCGCGAUAUGUCCACCGAUGACGAGGCGGAGCUCAUUAAGAAGCGGAAGGACGAGCUGAGCCACGCGCAGGACAUCCGCGAGCAUUACGAGCGGAAGCUGGAGAGGGCUAACAACCUGUACAUGGAGUUGACGGCCUGUAUGUUGCAGUUGGAGCAGAAGGAGAAGGAACUGAUCCGCAGGGAGAAGGUGUUGACGGGUGGCAGGGCUCACAAGCGACAGAUUGUCGGACCACUACUUCAAGCGGCCCACGAGAGGAUCAGCAAUAGCCGGAGGGGUUCCUAUAGGCCCGACCAACCCAUUGAACUUCAAAGUCCUGCCAAACAAGCGUCUAAUGAGUGCAUAUCGUGUCACGGGUCGGCCCGCUCUAGGAUUAAGCGCAACCGUCAGAGGCGUAGUAUUAACGGACAGACAGCCGUUGCUCAUUAUCACAGCCCGGCCAACAACCCGGCGCUGAGUUCGCCACUCAAUAACAAUUACAUCACUUAUAGCCCGCGUCCGAGUCCUCUGCAGGAGAGGAAGAGCUUUGUCGACACCGAAACGCAAACCGAUUACGUGUUCAGUGAAUCCGAUUUAGUGAGCCCUUCGUCGUCGACACUGUCGCCCAUGUCUGCCAUCGGACGGCCGGUGGAGACGGUCAUCGAGAUGGGCGACAACGACAUCAAUAACGGCAUCAUUCGAGGCAUACCGAAGACCAGCACCACAUCCACCUUCGACUCCGGGUUUGACUCUCAGAGUUGUCUGUCGACGCCCACCGCACGGACAGCCGGCGGCCAUCACGACAGGAGUCCAGUGACGCCCAUAUCCGGCAAAUCGAGUUCAGUCGAGACGGACACCGAAGACUCGAACCGAACCAAACUGAAGACGCGCUCAACAAAUAUCACUCAAAACACUGUUCCGAGUCUCAGCUCUAUCGACGAGAACGGCGUUAACAGCAAUACAGGCGCUCCCCUACCGGCGCCGAGCGACCAGUUCUGCGACGUGGCUAUCGUCCGGAGGGGAAGUGUCACGUGUCAGCGCAGGUUCGGCGGCACCUGUAUGUCCGACUUUAAUAAGAUAGCACACAAGUCGCCGCCAUAUAUGGGUCAACGGCCUGUCCUACAGCACGCCGGCAGCAAUAUAUCGAUUGUGUCGCACAGCUCGAGCUCCGGAAGCGAAGAGGAGGGCGCCGUCGAUAGCGACGACUACUGCGGCAGUCAUCCGUCUCACCACAAACGGAAAGGGUUGGCGCAGCACCUGAGCCAACACCGGCUCAGCGGGCAAUCCAUUUCCACUCUGAGCUCAGACGGAAACCUGAGCGACGAAGAAGAGGGCAAUACUAGUGAAUACUCGAGUAAUCAAAACGAUAUGAUCUCUAGUCUGUCGAACCCGGACCUGACGAACGCUAACUUAGACAACAGUCCCGUCAGCGCCAGCGCCGCCAACAGCGUCGGCAAUAGUGAUAGCAAAAAGCUGCCAUCGACUCCGCACUCACUGUCUUCGACAAACACGACGACAACCAACUCAGACACGGAUGACGUGUCCAACGUUACGGUCGCCACGUCUUACCUGGUGGUCCACAACCCAUCCCACUAUCCCUCCUAUAACCUCAAUAACAACAACAACGACAACCAGACCAACACAUCCCACACCACCACCUCAUCCUCGUCCCAAUCGCAGCCAUCACAACCACAGCAACCAAAUAACGUCACGAGUGAGACCACCGUUUGGUGAUAUAUCGUAGCAUACAAUGGAUGACCUCAAAGAAGUUUGCGUCUCAGGCUUUUGGACUCUAUUUGUAUUAAACGUCUCAUAAAUUUAUAUAUAAUUAGCUCACAAUUAGAGGCAAACAAAACCGCAAAAUGCAUAAUAUUUUCUCCACAUAUGUGUACUUUCAAUACAAAACACGAGAACAAUACAUUCCAUAGUGUGAUGAUGACUAUCCGGGUGAUCAAGUCCUCUGAUUUUUUACCACCGCUUUUCAUCGACCCACUCAUACGAUGAACUGUUGGUUUACCACAAAAAAGUCUUUGGAUCUAAUCAUUCAAUUAUACAAAUAUUCAAACAAUACAGUAGUGUUAACACGAAUAGUAUUGCUUUGCAUUCCAGUACUACCGAGUCUAUCAUUAAUUUAAGAUUAAAAGUACUUUUUUCUAUGAUUUUGUAGGAUAUUUUAAUUUUGAAUUAUUUUUUUAGACUUUAUUUAUACGAUAAGAAGUUCCCCUGACAUUAAUGAAGUGAAAUAUUAUAUACACCAAGUAUCCAAUACACUACAUAAGCUAUAAUAUAACA
This is a messenger RNA of Oppiella nova, 4187 nucleotides long. Lineage: Eukaryota; Metazoa; Arthropoda; Arachnida; Sarcoptiformes; Oppiidae. The record is from the annotation of a GenBank genome assembly.